AUGUUAGGUGACCAAGCCUCCGACACGGCGAAUGGCAGCCUGAACAGUUUAGAUACUGGUCUCGGCCUUGGUGUUAGCGGAAUCAACCGAUUACCCGUUUUCCUAUCUCCACCUUCCUCUGCAAUGGCCACAGCUACCUCACUGAGUUUCGGCACCAGCACCAGUCGGUCUUUAGGCGGCGCCAUGUCCGUACCAUUGAUGCCGGUAGACAGCAUGGCUACGCUUUCAGUGACCCACAAAGAGCCAACAUCUGUAACAGGUCAUAUUUCCGCUUCCAGCGCUACUGGAACCUUUUCAACCGCAACCAAGACGGCAUUCACGACUGUCAGUGCCAAUGCUGUUGGUAGUGUCGCUCAGAGUGGCCUUGACCAGAACGCUUUUUCUCCGACAUUUAGUAGCGUUUUUGGCUCGAGCCCAGUCGAUGGCUAUUCUAAAGUCAUUAAUCCUAAUGGUUCACUGGCUAUUGGGGCUGUUCCGACUUGCUCAGCCACCUCCGCAACUGCGAUAACUAAGCCAGAGGCUGGAUUUGAUGAUCCAUUUGCAACGGAUCUUUUCAAAAAUGGUGGGUUGGGAUAUACUUUUUUCCUGAUAGCACUUUUAUUUCUGACUGUUUAG
Molecule: messenger RNA, 615 nt
Organism: Protopolystoma xenopodis
Lineage: Eukaryota; Metazoa; Platyhelminthes; Monogenea; Polystomatidea; Polystomatidae
Source: the annotation of a GenBank genome assembly